Messenger RNA from Bufo bufo (common toad), 2256 nucleotides. RefSeq names its product GLIS family zinc finger 1 (gene GLIS1). Bases 109 to 2127 code for a protein of 672 amino acids. Gene Ontology annotation, biological process: regulation of transcription by RNA polymerase II. Gene Ontology annotation, cellular component: nucleus. The record is from RefSeq and is a predicted model, not a curated record. The transcript is spliced from 10 exons. Gene Ontology annotation, molecular function: DNA-binding transcription factor activity, RNA polymerase II-specific; RNA polymerase II cis-regulatory region sequence-specific DNA binding. Lineage: Eukaryota; Metazoa; Chordata; Amphibia; Anura; Bufonidae.
CUAACCCGGCACAGGCGGGCAUUCCUACCAGACAUGUAAAUCUUCUGCUUCUCUAAGGAUCCGAUUAUUACAGGACCAGUAACUACUGCUCGGCAUCACCACAGCAGAAUGAAGGUGAAUGGAGGGUAUGCUCAGUAUAAUCUGAAGAAGAGCUUUCUAGGAAUUGAAGGGAUGACCAGCACAGUCCUAGAGGACAGAGACCGCUUCCUAGGCCAUGUCAGGAAUCUGGCAGCUUCUGAGGAGCCCAUGAGUUGUUACGAGAGUGCGGACGAUGCCGAGUACACAAAUAACAGGUCGGCCCAUUAUUGCACUUCCAUAUCUUUUUGCCUGAAUGGGGCUCGUUCCGCCAGCCGGAUCAAGCAAGAGGGUCCCUGCGACUUCUCUCAUCUAUCGACGGGAUCACGGCACUCAGGCAGCUCAGAGUUAAGAACAUCUCUGCUUCCUGACACAGCGCUGACACACAAUGGAUUGAAACAGUGUCUGUCAUCAUACUUUUUAGACGCCACACACAGCACUUUCCCAGGCUCACUGACAGCCAGCAGCCAUUCUACCUCCGCCCAGCCUCAGCCUGGUGGAAGACGCGGAUGUUCCACUGAUAGCGCUGAAAUUUUGGGAAUUCUUCGCUCCGCUCACACAUUUUUGCCACCUUGCAUGAACACUAUUUGCAUCUCCCCUCCUAGAACGCAGUUUAAUUCUGGGGGAGUUCCUAACUGCAGCCCUCCGAAAGCGUCCCAACCGGAGGGCCUUUGUGGACUGCCCUCCUCCGCUCAGUGCUUACUCUCUAGUGCUGGAGGGUAUGAAUUGAAAUCUCCUGAGCAGGUAAAUGUGCCCUGUUCAGAGGGCAGUGCCAAUCUAUUUCUAAACACCAUUCCCAAUGACUGCAGUAAGCUCAACUUUCUGAAGCAAGAGCCAGAAGACAGCUAUCCACAAGGACUUCAUUCUCCCCUCCAUCUUACGCUCACCAUGUCCCCGAAGACGAUUUCGCCCGAUGAACAAGAUGAACUUGGCAAUGAGAGGAGACAGCUAUGCCGCUGGAUAGAUUGUAGUGCCUUUUACGAUCAGCAGGAGGAGUUAGUGAGGCACAUUGAGAAGACCCACAUUGACCAGCGCACAGGCGAGGAUUUCACGUGUUUCUGGGCUGGUUGUACAAGACGAUUCAAGCCUUUCAAUGCCCGAUAUAAACUGCUCAUUCACAUGAGGGUGCACUCUGGGGAGAAGCCAAAUAAGUGUAUGUUUGAAGGCUGUAAUAAGGCAUUUUCCAGGCUGGAAAACUUGAAAAUUCACCUGCGUAGCCACACUGGAGAACGGCCAUACGUGUGUCAACACCCCGGCUGUCAGAAAGCCUUUAGCAACUCCAGUGACAGAGCCAAGCACCAGAGAACCCACCAGGACACGAAGCCGUACGCCUGUCAGAUACCUGGCUGCUGUAAGCGUUACACGGACCCAAGCUCGCUACGGAAACACGUGAAGGCGCACACAGUAAAAGAGCAACAGCUACGCAAUAAGGCACACCAUACACUGGACGGAAAAUGGGCGAAAGCCAUCACAAAUGAUAUUAUCAAUGGCACGAGACCGUGUGACAUGCUGACAGGGUUAUACAGUCUGUGCUCUAAUAACCAGAACUUAGCAAGUCCAGGUUUACUGUCCCCUGUUUCAUCACGCUGUUCUGCAUUGGAUUCUCCUAGCAGCUGUCUGCUGUCGGUGGCUGAGAGCACUCUCGAGAGAAUGUCUCCGCAUGUUCUCAAUCAUCUUCCCAGCCCUAUGAAGUCUACUGUCUCAUCUUCAUUACUACACCGAGGAUCUUCUCCCGGUUCCCACCACAAAUCUCACCACGGACAGCAGACCUUAGUGGGGAAAAAUUACCGCACAUUUCACAGUCCCCAGAUGCAAGAAUUUCAAGGCACUUUUGUGCAGUACCCAGAAUGCUACAGACAGACACUAGAUCCAGACCGGUACCAUGGUCCAUGCACGCAGAACACAGGGUAUGAAUUCAACAAUACUAAUGCAGACGGAAAUUGUCUCCCUGAAAACGGCAGGAGUAACUGCUCCCAAGAAAGGGACUUCUUUCCGAAUGCUGCCUUUGAUCACUGUAUCCCCCAGAUUCCGUCCAUUUACACCGACACUUAGAGCCUGCCCGUCACUGGACCGCAUGAUCUACAGUCUUAUUAAAGGGAGUUUGUCACCAGGAGAUUCACUGUUAUACCAGGCACAAUGCCUUGUAAGCCAAGCUCCCCUAAAUGUUGCUUCAUUCUGGAG